AUGGUGCAGAUAAGUGAGGUCAAAGAUUCUCAAUCUAGAGAGAGUAGAACUGCGGCACAUACCCACAUCAAAGGGCUGGGUCUGGACGAAUUUGGAAAUGCCCAUGCCAUCGAUGGUGGUUUUGUAGGCCAGAAAUCAGCCAGAGAAGCGUGUGGUAUCAUCGUUGAUCUUAUCAAGUCCAAAAAGAUGAGUGGAAAAGCCAUACUGCUGGCUGGUGGUCCAGGAACCGGAAAGACCGCCUUGGCCUUGGCGAUCUCGCAAGAACUAGGCCCAAAAGUGCCUUUCUGCCCUAUUGUUGGAAGUGAAUUGUUUUCCGCGGAAGUCAAGAAAACCGAAGCCCUGAUGGAAAAUUUCAGAAGAUCUAUCGGUUUGAGGAUCAAAGAAACGAAGGAGGUGUACGAAGGUGAGGUCACAGAGCUCACUCCUGAAGAGAGUGAGAACCCACUGGGGGGCUACGGAAAGACUAUUUCCCACGUGAUUGUGGGACUCAAGAGCGCCAAAGGAACGAAACAGCUACGUCUGGACCCUGUUAUAUACGAGAGUAUCCAGAAGGAAAGAGUUGCCAUUGGCGAUGUCAUUUACAUAGAGGCAAACACAGGUGCUGUGAAAAGAGUUGGAAGGUCCGAUGCUUAUGCCACCGAGUUUGAUCUGGAAGCUGAAGAGUACGUUCCACUUCCAAAGGGUGAUGUUCACAAGAAGAAAGAGAUUGUUCAGGAUGUGACGUUGCACGACUUGGACGUUGCCAACGCGAGACCUCAAGGAGGCCAGGAUGUACUGUCCAUGAUGAGUCAGUUGCUGAAACCAAGAAAGACGGAAAUCACCGAGAAAUUGAGACAUGAGGUCAACAAGGUAGUGCAAAAGUACAUAGACCAAGGUGUCGCUGAGCUGGUUCCUGGUGUUUUGUUUAUUGACGAGGUCAACAUGCUAGACAUUGAAUGUUUCACAUACCUGAACAGGGCCCUCGAAUCCUCCAUAGCCCCUGUGGUGGUUCUGGCUUCGAACAGAGGUAAGACAACUGUGAGAGGAACCGACGAUCUGGUUUCACCACAUGGAUGUCCUCCGGAUCUCAUUGACAGAUUGCUAAUUGUCAGGACCCUGCCUUACUCUGCUGACGAAAUCAAGUCGAUCAUUGCCAAACGUGCAAAGAUCGAGGGUUUGGCCCUUCACCCAGAUGCUUUGAACAAAAUCGCUCAGCAAGGUGUUGCCACGUCGAUGCGUUAUGCUUUGCAACUUCUGGCACCUGCUGGAAUUUUGGCUGGUAUUGCUGGUAGAUCCGAGAUCACUGUCCAGGACCUCGAGGAGUGUCAACUCCUGUUUCUUGAUGCCCGCAGAAGCACAACGGUUCUGGAGAACACUAAGGGCUAUCUUUGA
Kuraishia capsulata CBS 1993 is the source of this 1371-nucleotide messenger RNA. RefSeq lists its product as uncharacterized. Gene Ontology annotation, biological process: box C/D snoRNP assembly; regulation of transcription by RNA polymerase II; chromatin remodeling. The record is from RefSeq and is a predicted model, not a curated record. Gene Ontology annotation, molecular function: ATP binding; DNA helicase activity; ATP hydrolysis activity. NCBI's taxonomy places the organism in Eukaryota, Fungi, Ascomycota, Pichiomycetes, Pichiales, Pichiaceae. The coding region runs from base 1 to 1371 and encodes 456 amino acids. Gene Ontology annotation, cellular component: NuA4 histone acetyltransferase complex; R2TP complex; Ino80 complex. The transcript has a single exon.